Messenger RNA from Daphnia pulicaria, 1325 nucleotides. Its product is annotated as histone-lysine N-methyltransferase, H3 lysine-79 specific-like. The coding region runs from base 160 to 1179 and encodes 339 amino acids. The transcript has 6 exons. Lineage: Eukaryota; Metazoa; Arthropoda; Branchiopoda; Diplostraca; Daphniidae. The record is from RefSeq and is a predicted model, not a curated record.
UUAUGGGCCUGAGAAGUUAAGGGGUCAUUCGAUUUCCGGAUCUGUUGUUUCUGGACGUGUGAUGUGUCGCAGUUAGCAGCUUGCAGUGUGGUCGAAGGUGAAAAGCUCUGCGUAGGUCGUUUUAAAAUUCGCUAAAUUUGGAUCAAGUUCGUGUUUAAGAUGGAUCCGAUUCAACCCAAAGAAAAUGUUGAUGAUGAUUUGCAACAAAAUGAUAGUUGUGUUACGGUUGACGAAUUUCAUGUAUUGAUGAAAGAGGCUCAAGUCAAACUCAAAGAAAAACUAGAAAAAAAGAAAAUUUAUGAGCUGAUUGGUGUAUUGGAUGGUAAACUAAUGGAUGUUGACAACAAAGUUAAUAAGAGAAUUGACACUCUGGAAGUAAAAAGCAAUCGAAGAAUGGAUAUCCUGCAAGAAAGAAUGGAUUUCAUAGAAGAAAAAGUCAAUGAGAUAGAUAACACAUGUUUAGCCAUUCGAGAAAAAAUUUUAGGAAGUAUGCCACCAAAAUCAGUGGAUAAAGUAAAGCACGAUGGUUAUGCACGAGACAGGAAGUCGGAAAGUCGCAUAAACGAAUCAAAGAGUCAUAGUUCCCGCCGUCGAGACAAGUCAGUCAAAGCUCCAGAGAGAGAAAGGGAGAGAGAAAAGCAGAGAGAAGAGCAGAAAGAAAAAGAAAGGGAGAGAGAUCAACAUAAACGAGAUCAUCUUAAAGGAAUUUCACGUGAAAGCCACAAGUCCUAUGAAAGAAAAUCGGACAAGCGGAGGAAGCAUGAUUCAUCUAUAUCUCUAGACACAACCAGUAGCAGAAAAAAGCAAACUGAACCCGUUCGAGACAACGGCAGUCGCCGUGAACCCCGCGUUAUUACCGGACAGGCAGGUUUACUUCCUUUAACAGAAAUCCAGCUCCAGGCAUUAGCAAAGCCAGAUAAUUGUGUUAAAUUUAUUGGAAAGUUGGCUCUUGCCUCCUAUCCUGAGGGUUACUUUUUGAAAAAGACAAAUUCCUUUGCUGUUGCCGUAACUUCACAUCAGAUUGAUGCCCUCUACAGUAUUGUUUCUAGCAAAUACAAAGAAAUAAAAAGAUGUGGUCGUCCUCGUCCCUCUCAAAAUCUUACAAAGGAAGUAAUGACUGAUGUUAUUCGUAAUAGGGUCAAUUUUUUCAGAAGUAUGAAUCGUCAUCUGAUGUAUUGACCCCUCAAAUUUUUUUAUUACUUGAAUCUUUUAUUGUUAAUAUGUUCGGUAAUAAUUAAGUUUGUUUCAUCUGUUCAUCUGUGCGAACAAAAAGGAGUUUGAAUUCAGAAAGGAAGAGGUAUCCUUAAUACAUCAAACAUUUUUAA